GCUCCAUGGCCUUUCUCCCGUGUGAUUCUGUUGCGAAGAAUUUCCCCAAACUGCUGCUUGCCGUGGUGAUGGGCUUGCUAGGCCGCCGGCUGGAACCACGUGCGUGGUGAUGUGCGCCACCACAGCCUAUAGGAGGGGCCAUGCUAGCGCGUGCACGCCAGCCGUUGGCCGCCUGUGUCGCCGGGCUGCGAGCCGCGACAUGGUGGUGCUCUGCCUAAGGGAGGAGCCGUGCGUUGGCUACCGCUGUCGAGAAGUGGGCGCCCCACUUGGCCUCUGCCGCCGUAGACCUCCAUGCCGAGGGAGGCCGCAGGUGCGAGCGCAACCAUGCAAGUCCAGGAGAAGCAGAGGAGGGCCGAGGCCACGCCCUGCGGGGAAGGUCACGCCGCGUCGCCGCGCCUUGAGGACGCGCAGCCGCACUGCGAGCCCAGAUCGUGCCUGAAGACCAUGGCGAUGCCUCGCCGUUUGCCGCCGCUGCCGUUGGCAGUUAUGUGGCGAGUGGAAGCGCCGGAGGGCGCCGUCGACACGGCCAUGCACCAGACCGAUGGACAUGCACACAGGCGAGACAAAAGUGUGUACCUACAGCCUGAGGAAGCGACUACUUCGUCCAGCUUGCUGCCGACGUCACCAGUUUUGGAGGCUAGAUGCGUCUGUUGCCAGUCGAGCUGUGGCAACCAAUCUACUGUUGACUGAUUAUCACCAAAUGAAUUAGAUGCAGAAAUCCAAAUCUGAGAAAGAGAGAGGUACCGUACGAUAUUAUUCUACCUUGCCUUGUACUCUAAGAUGAUCAUGUACUUCUAUAUAUAUGCCCAUGAGGCUCAAGCAAUACAACGAACAACUAUUCCACCAAUUCCUCUCUCUC
Messenger RNA from Triticum aestivum (bread wheat), 859 nucleotides. RefSeq lists its product as uncharacterized. Bases 292 to 690 code for a protein of 132 amino acids. NCBI's taxonomy places the organism in Eukaryota, Viridiplantae, Streptophyta, Magnoliopsida, Poales, Poaceae. The record is from RefSeq and is a predicted model, not a curated record. The transcript has 2 exons.